GUUCGAACUUAGUGCAUCCAAAUAUUUGUUUUGCAUAUAGUGUGUGAGAUUUUAGUAAACCCCAUGCUUAAGUUUUCAUUUUAAUGUGCUAUGGUUCGUUUAAGUUUACAUUUGUUGAAACAAAGACGAACAUUCAUAGAUUCUAUCAGAAUUAGUGCUCAUGGAGGAAGAGGAGGUAAUGGACUUCCAAAGUAUGGCGGUGUUGGUGGUAAAGGAGGAGAUGUGUACGUUGAGGCAUGUGAUUCAUAUACACUUAAAAAAUUAAAAGUAGAACAUCCUGAUCAACGUUUUGUUGCAGGAAAGGGAGGUGAUAGCAAGAGAUUUAUGAUUUUGGGAAGUCCUGGCAAAGAUUGUAUUAUAAAAUGCCCUGUGGGAGUUUCGGCUGUUACCGACAGCAAGCAAGUUUUAGGUGGUGUUGAUAAAGUUGGUGACAGACUUCUUCUUGCUAAAGGUGGUUGUGGGGGAGGCCCACAAAAUGAUUACUUAGGACAGAAAGGACAAUCUGUACCACUUGUACUGGACUUAAAACUUCUUGCUGAUGUAGGUUUUGUAGGUUUUCCCAAUGCAGGGAAAUCUACAUUAUUGUCAGCAUUAUCAAAAGCCAAACCUAAAAUAGCCAGCUAUCCAUUUACGACCAUUGAACCAAAUGUUGGAAUUUUAAAGUAUCCUGAUUGUAGGGAGAUAAGUGCUGCUGAUUUGCCUGGCUUAAUAGAAGGAGCUCAUGUCAACUAUGGAAUGGGUCACAAAUUUCUGAAGCACUGCCUUCGUACAAAGGUUCUACUGUUUGUGGUAGACAUUGGUGGAUUCAGAUUGAACCUAAAUUCACCUUUUAGAGAUGCUUUUGAAACAAUUAUGUUUCUUAACAGGGUAUGA
Stegodyphus dumicola is the source of this 873-nucleotide messenger RNA. Its product is annotated as GTP-binding protein 10. The record is from RefSeq and is a predicted model, not a curated record. Gene Ontology annotation, cellular component: mitochondrion. Gene Ontology annotation, molecular function: GTP binding; magnesium ion binding; GTPase activity. Lineage: Eukaryota; Metazoa; Arthropoda; Arachnida; Araneae; Eresidae.